UCUUCAUAUAAAAUAUCAUUUAAUGUAGUUGGUCUCAUAUUCGUGGUCUGAGAAAAAUCGUGAACGGGUCUCACAGCACAAUUAUGAAACCUAUUUUUGCUGCUAUUACAAUUUUUAUUGCUUUCAGUUCAGGAGCCACUGCACAGACACCAGAACCAGAAUGUCCUCCCCCACCUUAUGAUGGUCCAACCGUUUUUAUUGUCGAUUAUCACGACUGCCACUGGUACUACGAAUGUGUGCAAGGAGAUAAAAAACAUUUCGAAUGUCCACCUGAUCAGUAUUUCGACAUGUUCAAGUUUUUCUGCGGUGAUCUCAGUAACGUAACUUGCAGUACUUCAACUUCUCCGGAACCUACGCCUCCAACAAAACCUACUGCAAGGCCAACGUCUCCAACUCCUCCAACGAGGCCUUCUACGCCUCCAACUCCUCCAACGGAACCUUCAACGCCUCCAACUCCUCCAACGAAACCUUCAACGCCUCCAACUCCUCCAACUUCUCCAACGAAACCUCCGACGCCACCAACUCCUCCAACAACACCAACACCAGAACCAGAAUGCCCACCCCCAGAUUAUACUGGUCCAACCGUAUACAUUGUGGAUUACCACGACUGCCACUGGUAUUAUGAAUGUGAACAUGGAGAUAAAGUACAUGUGGAAUGUCCGCCUGAUCAAUAUUUUGACAUGUUCGAAUUUUUCUGCGGCGAUUUCAGCAACGUUACUUGCAGUACUUCAACUUCUUCGACACCUACUGAUAGGCCAACAUCUCCAACCCCUCCAACGAGACCUUCAACUCCUCCAACUCCUCCAACGCCUCCAACGAAACCCCCAACCUCGCCGACACCUACAACAAAGCCAACUCCAGCUCCAGGGAAAAGAUGUAUAGGAGUAACAGAUGGCGAAUACAUUCCUUAUCCAGAAGACUGCUCCAGAUACAUCGAGUGUAUUGGCGAGAAGGAAUACUACUUCCAUUGCCCACGUGGUGUCUACUAUGACAAAUCAACAGGAAAAUGCAGCUCUUCCUCUGACGACCGUUGCUGAGUUCUGAAGAUAUUGUGGAUGUCACCAUCUUCCUCCCGGAAACUCUGCUGAUGUAAAUGAAGUCUCAAUAAAUGUUUGGAAAAAAAUA
This is a messenger RNA of Leptinotarsa decemlineata (Colorado potato beetle), 1125 nucleotides long. RefSeq lists its product as uncharacterized. Gene Ontology annotation, molecular function: chitin binding. Lineage: Eukaryota; Metazoa; Arthropoda; Insecta; Coleoptera; Chrysomelidae. The record is from RefSeq and is a predicted model, not a curated record. Gene Ontology annotation, cellular component: extracellular region.